AUGGAACUGUUUUCCUUAACUAUCAAUACAACAAUCACAGAUGUUCAAUGGCAAGCAUAUCCAAUUGGCUUCUUUCUUUUACUUCUAUGCUUAUUAACAAUCUUAGGUAAUUUAUUAGUAUUAUAUGCAAUAAUUCGUGAAAAGACAUUACAUAUCUCAACAUAUUAUUAUAUUGCGUCAUUGGCAUUUGCCGAUCUUUUAGUUGGAUUAAUAGCUAUGCCUUUUGCAUUUAUAUUUGAAAUGACUGAUGAUGAAUAUUGGUUAUUUCGACGACAUUUAAGAUUCUUAUGUGAUUUUUGGCAUUCAAUGGAUAUAUUUGCAUCAGCCGCAUCAAUAUUUGGAUUAUGUGCUAUUGGAUUAGAUCGAUAUAUUUCAAUAACAAAACCAAUGUUAUAUCCAAAUUCAUUUAUAUCAAAAAGAUGGUAUUAUAUGUUAUCAAUAAUAUGGAUUGGAUCAGCAAUGAUAUCUUUUCCAGCAGUUAUUUAUUUUGGAACAGCACAAACGACAAAUCGUAUGUGA
Molecule: messenger RNA, 519 nt
Organism: Adineta steineri
Lineage: Eukaryota; Metazoa; Rotifera; Eurotatoria; Adinetida; Adinetidae
Source: the annotation of a GenBank genome assembly